Molecule: messenger RNA, 4157 nt
Organism: Perca flavescens (yellow perch)
Lineage: Eukaryota; Metazoa; Chordata; Actinopteri; Perciformes; Percidae
Gene: trim33
Product: tripartite motif containing 33
Exons: 20
Coding region: 68-3637 (1189 amino acids)
Cellular component (GO): chromatin
Molecular function (GO): protein binding; zinc ion binding
Source: RefSeq, a predicted model, not a curated record
CGUAAUCCUACGUACUACUGGCUCGAAAACUUACGCAGGACGUGCAGCGGUUCAAAGAGGAAGGAAGAUGGCGGAUAACAAAGGCGAGGAGGAUAUGGAACCGUCUGCUAAUUCGGACUCAGUGCCUUCAACGCAAGAUAACGAGCAGCCAGAGACGAAAGUGGAAAAUGCAGUAAUAGUCAUAGAAGCGAAUACAAACGGCGGUGAAGAAACAGAGUCCCAUGAUAACGUUAACGAGGCACCUACACCCACCAGCGACGGGGGAGACGUCGUCAGCGUCGGAGCUGCUGUUGCGGGAGGGGAAGCCAAUGGUAGCGCUAGCAAUGCCGUCAGCCCGGCUGGGACCAGCAGCAACAAUGCAGAGCCAACAGCAGCUGAAACCCUGGCCGCCGGGGAUGUUCCAGUUGGCGGACUCACCACUGAAAUGUCCCCCCCUCUUACGGCUCCGGCAGCCACGCCGGUACCCACUCCCAUUAAUUUUUUGGAUACGUGCGCAGUGUGUAAACAAAGUCUUCAGACCCGAGACUGUGAACCGAAACUUCUGCCUUGUCUGCACUCUUUCUGUCUAAAAUGUAUCCCCCAACCAGAAAGGCAGAUAAGCGUACAGGUGCCUGGACCACACGGACAAACUGACACACACAUAGUAAAUGUUAUGCGGUGUUCAGUGUGCCACCAGGACUACAAACAGAGUGACAUUAUUGACAACUACUUUGUCAAAGAUACCACAGAGGCCACCAGCACGUCUGAUGAAAAGGCUGCACAGGUGUGCACAAGCUGCGAGGACAACGCAGGAACCAUAGGCUUUUGUGUGGAGUGUGGAGAAUGGCUGUGUAAGACCUGCGUGGAGGCCCACCAAAGGGUCAAAAUUACCAAGGACCACAAGAUCCACACAAAGGAGGAUGCUGACGCUGCCUCUGAGUCUGUUGGUACGCCCGGACAGAGGCCUGUUUUUUGUCCCAUCCACAAGCAGGAGCCACUGAAGCUUUUCUGUGAGACCUGUGACACUUUGACCUGUAGGGACUGUCAGCUGCUGGAGCACAAGGAGCACAGGUACCAGUUCCUGGAGGAGGCUUUCCAGAACCAGAAAGGCUUAAUUGAGACCAGCGUGGCCAAACUACAGGAAAAGAAGAACUACGUCCAUUACUCUGUCUCUCAGGUGCAAAGCAGGUUGAAAGAGCUGAAUGAGACACAUAAGAAGGUGGAGCACGAGAUCAAAAUUGCAGUAUUUACGCUUAUUAAUGAGAUCAACAAGAAGGGAAAAUCCUUGCUGCAGCAAUUGGAGACUGUGACCAAGGAGCGCAGUAUUAGGCUUGUGUCUCAGCAUAAGGAUACCACCCUGCUGGCUCAACAGAUCCACCAUGUGCUCAACUUCUGCCAAUGGGCCAUCACUACUGGCAGCAGCACAGCGCUGCUCUACAGCAAGAGGCUGAUCCUGUUCCAGCUUCGCCAGCUCUUCAAGGCUAGACUGGAGCCAGCCCCCCAGGCUAAUGGAGUUGUGCGCUUCUUCUGUGACCCCACCUUCUGGGCCAAAAACGUGGUGAAUCUAGGUAAUUUAGUAAUCGAGAAGCCACCCCAACCUGUGCAACCGCCCGGUGUGCUGGUAGGAGGACCCCCUAUUUCUCCAGGGCAAGGUCACCAUGGCAAACACCCAGGACAGAUCAACCUGGCCCAGCUCCGGAUGCAGCACAUGCAGCAGGCGGCCUACGCACAGCAAAAGCAGCAGCAGCAGCAGCAGCAGCAACAACAACAACAGCACCAGCAGCAGAUCCAGCAACAGAUGCGCAUUGCCUCCCAAAUGUCCCAACAGCACGUCAGACAGGCCGGUCCACCAAUUGGUCAGCAACAGCCUCCAAGGCUCAUCAGUAUGCAGCAGAUGCCGAGAGGGCCUGGCGGUAUGAAUGGUGGGCCAGGUCCCCCCUUGUACCCUUCCUCCCAUCAUAUGCGUCUCCCGGGUCCACCGCAGGGCCGAAUGCCCACGGCUCAGCCGAGACAUAAUGGACAGCAGUAUCCCACCAUGAUGCAAACUCAGCUACAGAGACAGCAUUCCAACCCAGGGCAUGCCGGCCCUUUCCCGGUGGCUUCCCUCCAUAAUGCCAACCCCACGAGUCCCACCAGUGCCAGUAUGGCAGGUGCCCAUGCUCACCGCGGCCCUGCCAGCCCCAUCAUAGGUCCCAUCGAGCUCAUCCCCUCCGUCACCAAUCCUGAGAACCUGCCCUGCCUACCUGAGAUCCCGCCCAUUCAGCUAGAGGAUGCAGGUUCCAGCAAUCUUGGACACCUCCUGUCUCGCUACAUCACAGCCAGCACGCAACAUCACCUUGGCUCAGUGGACAUGAACCCCUCACCUGGACUGUCCACACACUCUCCUGGAUCUUCAGGUCUGUCGAAUGCCCACACACCAGCACGGCCUUCUAGCACGUCCAGCACAGGCAGCAGAGGCAGCUCCAGCUCUGCGGGGAGGGCGGGGCCAGGAGGUGGAGCAUCGGUUGAGCAGGUGAGGGUAAAGCAGGAGCCUGGUACAGACGACAGCUAUGGCUGUCCAGCUUCUUCUCUGAAGACGGAGCGGGGAAAAGAUGCCGGGAGGAGUGCCUGCAUGAUGAGCAGUCCAGAGAACAGUCCCCUUCCUGUCUUGGGAGUCGUAACUGCUGGCCAAGAUGCUCUCAAGGCUUUAGGGGAGCACAUCAAAACAGAACCCCAAUCUGAGACACCUUGUUCUGGACUAAAUGGCUCCAGUGCCACCACCUCCUGUUCUUUCACUACCACUAUGACCGCCACUACCUCCUUAUCCUCCGGGAACAGCAGCAACACAGCAGGCACUCCGCUUACUAAUGGAAACUUAGAGAAGGGGACAGAGACCAAAGGGGACGGGGCGUCGGCAGGAACAGGCAAUUCCGGUGGGAAAGAGGACGACCCCAAUGACGACUGGUGUGCUGUUUGUAUCAACGGCGGUGAUCUGCUAUGCUGUGAUCGCUGCCCCAAAGUUUUCCACAUGAAAUGCCAUGUGCCCACCAUAAAAAUCUUCCCAACGGGUGACUUUCUCUGCACAUUUUGCCGGAGUCUAACCACCCCAGAGAUAGAAUACUGUGACGACAGCAACAAAAUCAAAGGAGAGCAGGGCCUGAGUCCUGACAACCAAAGGAAAUGUGAACGCCUCCUGCUGCACAUCUUCUGUCAUGAGCUCAGUGUGGGCUUCAGGAAACCGGUUCCUAGCUCUGUGCCGAACUACUACAAAAUUAUUAAGCACCCCAUGGAUCUGAAGAAGGUGAAGAAGAGGCUGCAGUUACGGAGCUCCCAGCACUACCAAUCCAUCCAGGAGUUUGUGUCCGAUAUGCGCCUGGUCUUCACAAACUGUGCAAAUUACAAUGAGAUUUCUCGAAUAAUCCAGGUUUAUGAUGAGGAGAAACCGAUUAAUACGCAGGUGGGAUCAGAGAUGGCGAUAUCCGGCAAGGCAGUGAGCCUGUACUUUGAGGAGAAGCUGCAGGAGAUGUUCCCGGGGCAGAGCUUCCCUGAAACACCUGAAAGCGAGGCCCCAGACACAAAGGAAAAGGAGGAGGAUGACACAGAUGACUCUGAGGAGGAUUUCAUACAGCCAAGACGUAAACGGUUAAAAACAGAUGAGAAAGUACUCCACAUCAAGUGAGAACCAACCACAAAAGAAACAAGAAGUGAAAAACUGUCUUCCUCACGUCCCACACUUCUCCUUUGUUUGAGGCAGCAAACUAAAGGGUGAGAGUCGCUGUACAAACUGCUAGGUUUAUCUCAUCCUUGCCUUUUGAAAGAAUUACUGUCAACUACAUUAUCAGAACUCUUGAGGACAGAAACAUAGAAGAGCUACAUUUCCUCCUUAUUUCAUGGACGCUGAAGAACUUGCUUGUACAGAAGUAGGACUUGUUUUGCAGUAGUUAAGUUAAUGAUUGGUGCUUUCUUUUCUAUCAUCCAUUUGCAUUUGUAGAUUUGUUGUGACGAUGGCUUUAUAAAACAUUUGAAUUCCCUGUUCCCAGUUCUUAAUGUAUUAUAUCUAUUCUUUGACAUGAAACCUACCAAGUAUUUGUAUGGCUUUGUGGAAGCGUUAUGUAAAUAAGAGAAUCUAGCCCACCGAAGGUAAUCCUACAGUAUAGAUGUUUGGGUGCGUCCUCAAUAAAACCUGUUCUUGAAAUAUA